ACUUAUCUAGUUUUUUUUUUAACUCAGUUAUGGUUUUGGCCUCACACCACCCACUAGCAAAGAGUUCCACAGGUUGGCUAUGAGUUGUGAUCAGCAAAGUAUGUGUUCAAAAACCAACAGCUCUUUAUACCACCGUGUAUUUCUGUUCCAGCUCUGCCAAUCCAAAGCAACCAACGAGAAUUCCCUUUGUGCUACAGGACUCAAAUGCAGUCCAGUUAGGAACUCCCCAAAAUAUAACCUACCCAGACCAAUUAAGAUCACAUUCUAGUUACCUGCCAGGUUUGCACAAAUAUAUCAACACCCCAUUUAGCAUCGCCUCCCUUGUAGCCUCUUGUUGCAAGCCUCAUGAGUCUUUUAUUUUUGUAGCUUUUUCCUUCUUGGGAUAGAUUCUAGAGAACUUGAAAGCCAGGAGCAGGGUGUGGAAAAAAGAGACGAAAAGGCGUUAGGUAGAAAGUGCCUCUGUGAGAGAGAUUCGCAGCUGUAACGCUGCCGCUAACAUCCGUUUUGCAUCAUGCAAAGGGCAAACUGUUUUUAGUUCUAAUUUGACACCGAGCACAAACUUAACUGCUGCUCCAGUCCGCUAUGGACUCAGAUGCAAAGCAUUAGUUAUAAUGAUGUCAAGGCCUAGAGAGCUGGGGAAGAAUAACGUGGGGCGAUAUAGGUUAAAGUGGGCAAACUGGGGUGCCUAAAGCUAAACACCUUUAAACAUCAGAUCGCUUUGAUUGGGGUGCCCUAACUUUAAGCCCCCAAGUCUGAAGAUUUUGGCUAUGGACCAUUUUAAUAACUUGCAGGGGGUACUGUCUGGGGGAGACGCUCCAGAUAUCACACCCCGGUCUUUGCUCCCUUCUCCUGACCAGGAAAGCUGCUAAUCUGCGUCCCCUCUAUGCUGCCAAGUGUGUCUCUCUGCUAUGACAGUCUCCCUCUGUCCUGCUGCCUUUAAGGGACACGAGUCCCGGCUUUAGGGAAGCGAAAGUACAUCCAGGAGUCUCUGAAGAGCCCGGGACAUGUAUAGAUUCCUGUGCCCAGCCUGCAGAAAGAAAGUUCCCCACGUAGCUUCUCGACCACUCGCUCCCAGCCCCGGACUGUGGCAAUCAGAGUCAUUAGAGCGGCUCGGAUUACAGACACACCGAUGGCUGCUCAUGUCAGGGGGUCAGGGCAUCAGAAGAGGGUAACGCACCCAGGCAGCGAAUGAGCUGUUAGGACCCUCCGAUUGGUGGGUUUCAAACCGAGACGAACGUCUCUGCUUUGCCUCCCGGGGGACUUUCUAGCAGCGAUGCACAAAAAAAGGAGGCAACAAACCUCUUUGCCAUGUGAGCCUGUGUCUGUAUCCCGGGCCCACCGCCAUCUACGGGGACUAUUUAUUAUUUUAAUAUUUCUUGCUUGGAUUUCUCAAGGAGACGCACUAGAGCCUGUGAGAAUUUAAAUAAAGCCUCCGGGGGGAAGGCGACGUUAAACGUUGAUCUCCCGUUUAAAAUCUCCACUGCGGAUGUCGAUAAGGUGUCAGAUGAGUGAACGCAGCUGGGCUCCAACACUGAUCCACAGAGCCCCCUUUACAAGGAGGUUUUAUGUGAAAUAAUGUUUAACGAAGAGAUGCUUAGGAGAAUUGAUUUCUAAACUGAGCCAAGGGCCAGGGUUUUUCCGCACACGCUGGAGGUGGACAAUCAAACAGCCCCUGGGAGUGCAAGGCGCUUGCUAAUAUGGGUCGCCCCAUGGAAUGUGAUAAUUGAUAUCAAAUAAAAGUGUUUGCAGUUUAUUGACUCUCUGAAAUGUGCCGUGUUAAUAGGUUCGAUUUAUUUCCCUCUGGUUUAGUGCUACGAAGUAAUGCCUGAAAUCAAGGAGUCACAAUCCUAUUAAUAAGCAGACUCUGUGGAAGCGAGGUCCCAAUCUAGAACAACAAAUGAGAACAUCAGAAUUGAAAUCCACUUUAAAAAAAUAAUUUGGAAAUCCAAAGCAAGACGAUUUCUUACUCCAGCUGUUAAUCUGACCCCCUGCUGGAUUCAUCUGAAAAUGCAGAAAUCAAAUCAGGUUUCUUCACCGCUUCUGAUCUCCUGCCGGGCACCUGGGGGAUAACCCCAAGGGAAUUCCCAGCUAGCCUUUUGAAAAGUUGUGUGAUGUUUAUGAUGCAAUAAGGGCCCGAUCCUGCACCCAGACAAAAGUCCCAUUCAAGUCAAUAGUUUUACCUGGGCAAGGUGUACAGAAUCGGGACCCUGUUUUCUAACGGCACCCUUAAUUUUCCGGAUUACUUUUAGAAGUUACCAGUGGAGGCCAAAUCCUGCUGGCUCCACUCAAACGAGGGCUCGCAUUAAAAGUUGAUUGGCCCUCGGUAUGGGCUCGAUGCAAAGCCCAGGGAAGUCACUCGAGUUUGGAUCAGACCCUACAGGAGACGUGGCCCGCGUUUCCUUCUGAGCACAUUUUGCUCCCAGAAGAGAAGCCAGGCAAAGAGCCUCUAAUCAGAACAGAAACUCGUGACUCAGAUCUGCCUUUACACAGCUUCCUAAAAAUGCCCCGGCUCGUAUGUUAGUCAGUUUCCAGGGUCAUCUCUUGCCAUCGGUUUGUAGCAGAUCCCCGCGCCCCACCACUGACUGCUUUAAAAACUGGGGACACACCAGGGCCCUAAGCAUCUGUCCUUUUCACCCACAAAGAGACUAGUGAGCUGAUUGUUAAUAUUUCACAACAUUAGAUGCCACGCUUAGUGGUGGUCUGUUCUUCGGCCUCAUUAAAAAGCUGACACCUCUUUCUGAAUCCGACUCAGCCAGUACCUUUGAUUCAAAUCGUUACAUCAGUCAAUAAAAAAAAAAAACAACAAAAAAACCCCAACCUGAACGUUUAUACAAAAAAGAGCAUCACAAAUGCCUAAUGUAAUCACCGGCCAGCUGUGUGCACUUGUAAAGUUGUUAUAAUCCCCCUCCUUGGUAUAAACAGGAAAGUACAUAAUAUAAAGCAACAGGCCUGCAUUCACAAAUACUAAACCUCCCCCUCAUGCCUGCCAAGUUCGCCUUUUAUGGAGCGCGGUUGCUCCUUGCAAUCCCACUGUGACCCCCAAAAUAAUAAUCAAACUCCCCUUCGAUUUUGGCUCCUCGAAAAAGAAGGAUUGUUUAAGUCGCGUCCCCCUGCAUGCACACUGCACUAGCCUCAGGCCUGAGGUCCGAAGACAGAAUUCCCUCCUGCUGGAUUUCACUAGCAACGGGGGGACUCUCCUCACCCUUGAGGCUAGAGAGACUAUAUUAGCAUCACUCGGUACAAGCAGCCUGGUCAAAUGGCAGCAGACACUACCAGCGCAUACACCUGGUUGGAUCGCUUCCCUAGUCUUUUGCUUCAACUGUCUUCAGACCAUGUCCUUUCUACUGGACCGUUCAUGCAACCCUGCUUGCUUGGAUGUCUGUGCUGUGUCUCAGGGGCAAUCACUGCAGGUUUGAAGGCAAAAAGCCAGAUCCACAAUGGGUGUAAAUCAGUGGAGCUACAUUGAUUUGCACCAGUUGAGGAUUCAUCCCUGUUCUCCACUUGGAGAGAGAGAGACAGACCUCUAGGUUCUUCCUUGCAGCUCCAUUUCAUUGCCUGUUUUCCUCCGUAUUGAUACUUUCAAAAAAAACCAACAAAUUCUCCUUUACCCAGGAGUUUCUGCCCCUUCUCCCUCUGCGCUCCAGCCGUGUACAUCCUGCUUUGCUGACUGUGUGCUUACAGCGUCAAAGGGUGGACGUGAUAUUUCAAACAUCAGAUCAGUGCGUUUAUAUAUUGGGUGCCCGGAAAUUUUUCCAAAUAAACACAGCUUGAUUCGACUUGGGUGGGCAGACUUAUCAACAGACUAAUGCUAUAAACAAAUGAAGGACAAACCCGGCGAACCAUUGGCUGGUACCAGAGAGACACGUGGAGGGAGCUUGGAGUUGUGUAGCAAUGAUAUUUUAAUUAAUGUGGGUGGGCUGAGCACACAAACGACUGUUUAUCGGAGACAAUUUAUUUUCCAGUGCUAAGUCAACAUAUAAGAGCAAACUUACAACAAUUAUUUAACAUUUUUUUUUUAAAAAAAGAGCGAUGAAGCCGGGACAGAGGGAGAACAAACUCGUCGAGGCAGGGUUGGGGUCUGAGCUCACACCAAUAGUUCCCCGGUGGACUCUUGGAGGGUUUCUUCCUUGUCCUUUCCCGUCUCUGAACUGCCAGGGGAAAGAUCCGGAGCUAAAACCACAUCCGCGAUGAGCCACAUUUUCAGCAGCCAUCUACCUCCAAUGAGCCGCCCGCUCAAUGGCUCCUCCAUGGUCUAUCUGUACGGGGCAGAUAGGGCUGGGCUGCCUGCGGCUUUAAGCUUCGCCUCCACCAGCGUGAUCUCCAGGCAGGAACCUCCCCAGAAGCCUCCUUACAGCUACAUUGCCCUCAUUGCCAUGGCCAUCAAGGAGGCUCCAGACCAGAAGGUGACACUCAACGGCAUCUACCAGUUCAUCAUGGAGCGGUUCCCUUUCUACCACGACAACAGGCAGGGCUGGCAGAAUUCCAUCCGGCACAAUCUCUCCCUCAACGACUGCUUCAUCAAGGUGCCCCGGGAGAAAGGCAGACCUGGCAAAGGCAGCUACUGGACCUUAGACCCCAGGUGCCUGGAUAUGUUUGAAAACGGGAACUACCGGCGGAGGAAAAGGAAGCCCAAAGCCUCAGGGUCCCAGGAGACGAGGAGCAAGGCAGAGGCAGAGGAGGGGAAGGACCAGCCCGCUGGCAACCGAGCUGAUGUGCAACCGAAGAGAUUCCGGGGGAGCCAGGCUGCAUCCGCAGGAGAGGAGAACCUGGAGCCAGCCUGCGCCUCUAGGGAUGCACUAGCUCCAGCAGAGGAAGGCGAGAACAAAGCGAGCUCUGUGAGAUGCAAUCGGGCAGCAGCAGAUCCUCCUCAGUCAGAGGUGCCCCCUGCCCCUUGGGACCAUCCCCAUCCAUCCAGGUGCGCAGCUCCUCAGGUCCCUGCGCCUGCCUCCAAGGAGGGAAGCAUUCCCGAGGGGGAAAGGGUGGGGAGCUCUUCGGAGGGAGAGGCGCAGGAGACGGUGCGGGCAGAGGCCAGGGCAUGUCAGCAUAUACCCAUCUCCGGUGCACGCAUGAUCUCCCCAAGUGCCAAUCAGAGCCAGGUGGGCUCUGCAGCCGGGACAGAUCAAAUGCCUCCGAAAAGCUCAGAGAAGUCCAAAAGCUUCAGUAUAGACAGCAUCUUAGCUCAUAAAACUCUCCAAAAGCCAGCCAAAGGGGACGCGCAGGCAGAGGGAGGCUGGGACCCGAGCGCCUCCAAGUUGGCUUUGGAGAGCCUGCCAGCUGGAUACAUCAGUGGGUCGCUGGCAGCGAAUGCUAAUGUCUGUCCGGCUUUCAGUGCUUCCCUGAUGCUCGAUUCCCAAGUGCAAGGUAGAUUUUAUCAGAUCGGGAUUCCCUUUCUCUCUUAUUUUCCUCUGCACUUGUCUGAGACGGUAUUUAAUUUUCAGUAACAAAAAACCCAAUGCAAUUUGAUAUCCAAUUAUACACACACGGAAUUGGAUCGUAUAUAUAUAUAUAUAUAAAUAAAACCAAGAAUUAAUUACAUGGGUUAAAUUAAUUAUAUGGGUUAAAAAUAUUAGGAUUUUAGGGCAUUUUCAACCGUUUCUUUCUCAGCAGAUUUUUUGACUGAUAUUUUUUCUUCCAAAUGUACUUUAAGGUCAUUUUUUUUACGUUGGCUGUACAAAAAAAUAUCCCAGAGGUUUUGCAUUAUGUUUGUCACAAACAGUACAGCAGCCUGAUGGUUUAUUCUUCCCAUCCAUCAUGCAUUUAAGACCUGUUUUUGUCCAACUGCUUUGCUUUCACGUUAAAAAACAACCCCCCCAUGUACCCCAAUUAAUCAUGUGUUUUUCUUGAGUGUGUGUGUGUGAUUUUGCAGUUAAUACAUAUAUUUUCCCGCACACAUAUAAACAAUUGCUGCGAUGUUGCCUAAUAAACCCCAACCUGGUCAUUUCAAUAAUUCGAAUAGAUAGAUAAAUGACAUAUAAGAUGAGCUAAACAUAAUCACAAAUGGAAUUUCCUUCUGAACAAUCCUGCUUGCUUGGAAUCAGUACUGUAUACACUUCCUGGCAUGGUUUACUGCAUAGGACUUGCGUUUUUAUUGUAUUUUGAUAGUGUCUGUGUCACUGAAGCUGUUUACAGAGAACACCAGAUUUUGAAUGACGUGGAAUGGAGAAACUGCAAAUUUGUAUAGAUGGAAUCCGAUGCUCUAAACAUAAAAGCACAUUGAUCAAAUAAUAAACGUUCAUCUUGGAGUUACCUUGUUACAAACUGGACGUCUACCAAGAACAAUCAACUAACCCCGUCCCCAUAGGUUUUUAUUUUCUCCUAGAUGCAUUAUAACAGGAGCAUUUUUUUAUUCUUUCAAUAAAUAUUGAGGCUUUCUUUGUAUAUUAGUGGGCAAAUGCCCUUUGGAAAUCUUUUAUAUUAUCAGCUUUCAUUAUGAAGCCGAACCUAUAUUCAAUAAAGUAUUUUGUUCAA
This is a messenger RNA of Trachemys scripta elegans, 6468 nucleotides long. RefSeq names its product forkhead box L1 (gene FOXL1). Gene Ontology annotation, molecular function: RNA polymerase II cis-regulatory region sequence-specific DNA binding; DNA-binding transcription factor activity, RNA polymerase II-specific. NCBI's taxonomy places the organism in Eukaryota, Metazoa, Chordata, Testudines, Emydidae. Gene Ontology annotation, biological process: cell differentiation; anatomical structure morphogenesis; regulation of transcription by RNA polymerase II. The transcript has a single exon. The coding region runs from base 4188 to 5441 and encodes 417 amino acids. The record is from RefSeq and is a predicted model, not a curated record.